This is a messenger RNA of Branchiostoma floridae (Florida lancelet), 944 nucleotides long. RefSeq names its product fibrinogen-like protein 1. Bases 1 to 894 code for a protein of 297 amino acids. NCBI's taxonomy places the organism in Eukaryota, Metazoa, Chordata, Leptocardii, Amphioxiformes, Branchiostomatidae. The transcript has 3 exons. The record is from RefSeq and is a predicted model, not a curated record.
AUGGAGACCCUCCUGCCCUUUAGCCUGGCGACAGUUAUCCUGCUUUUGGCUGGUGGGGUUACUUUUUCUGCUGAGGUUCCUCAACAACAAGAAGAGAGUCGAAUAUUGAUCAAUAAACUGUGUUUUUUACCAACAAAAGAUCCUGCAAAUCACCACAGCACAGAAGAAUCUCUCGAAGCCAGAAACCGUCCCCAAUCUGCUUCUACCUUCGCGGACUGCUCAGUGCUCUACCCUCUACUCUACUGGACCAACGCCGUGCAAGAUGGAUUCUUUCCUGUCAAACCUGAGUCUAACACUGACCACUUUGACGUCUUCUGUGACAUGACUACAGAUGGUGGGGGCUGGACUGUCAUACAGAAGAGGUUUGAAGGGAGAGUCAAUUUCAACAGAAACUGGGCAGACUACAAAAAUGGGUUUGGGAGGGUCGAGGGAGAACACUGGCUUGGACUGGAUAAAAUCUACAACCUGACAAUACAGAAUAGCUAUGAACUAUAUGUCCAGCUAGAAGACUGGGAAGGUAACUUUGCCUAUGCUAGAUAUGAGACAUUCAACAUUGGAGAUGAAAGUAAGGAUUAUACACUAACCAUUGGGGCGUACAGUGGGGAUGCUGGGGACUCUUUAGAUUACUAUGGUGGUCUCGGUAUGAAGUUCAGUACUACCGAUGUGGACAAUGAUGGGUCCAGUAAUACACAAUGUGCUCAGUGGCUCUCAGGAGGCUGGUGGUAUGGUUCUUGCUCUAACGCGGUCCUGAAUGGUCCGUACUUCCAGUUAGAUGACUACCACGGUUCUAACACAGGGUACGGCAUGUGGUGGUACCACUGGAAAGGCACCUACUACUCUCUGAAAGCCACGAAGAUGAUGGUACGGCCUCUAAACUAUAUCCGCCAUCUGUGACGUAACAGCUAGUCAUACAAAGCUAAACAUAUACCAUGCUUCAUGCAGUC